GGAGUAUACUCGGAGAGACGAAGGCAGAACUCUCCGAAAACCCAUUUGGAUCCCUCCUCUCUCUGAUCUCUUCCCAUGUCGCCGACGACUUGCUAUUCUUAACCUUUUCCGUACGCCUCUCAACGCACUCUCUUCUCUUUUCAAUUCCGAUCUCUUCAGCCCAUCCUGUCUCUACAACAAUCUCUUUACGAGAGGGAUUGAGAGCUUUGUGUGAAUAGUUGUAGUCUGUAUUCAGUAGUUCCCGAUGGCAGCACCACCAGCAAGGGCUCGUGCCGAUUACGAUUAUCUUAUUAAGCUUCUCCUCAUCGGCGAUAGCGGUGUUGGGAAGAGUUGUCUGCUUUUGCGAUUUUCUGACGGUUCCUUUACCACCAGUUUUAUCACCACUAUUGGCAUUGAUUUUAAGAUAAGAACCAUUGAACUUGAUGGAAAGCGCAUUAAGUUGCAAAUAUGGGAUACAGCUGGUCAGGAAAGAUUUCGAACUAUCACAACAGCUUACUACCGUGGAGCCAUGGGCAUCUUGCUGGUUUAUGAUGUUACUGAUGAAGCAUCUUUCAACAAUAUUAGGAAUUGGAUUCGUAACAUUGAACAACAUGCGUCUGACAAUGUAAACAAGAUACUUGUUGGCAACAAGGCUGAUAUGGAUGAAAGUAAAAGGGCUGUGCCUACCUCCAAGGGUCAAGCUCUAGCUGAUGAGUACGGUAUCAAAUUCUUUGAAACUAGUGCAAAGACAAACAUGAAUGUGGAGGACGUUUUCUUUUCAAUAGCAAGGGAUAUCAAGCAAAGACUCGCGGAAACAGAUUCUAAAGCUGAGCCUCAGACUAUCAAGAUUAACCAACCAGACGCAGCUGCCAGUGGAGGUCAAGCUGCGCCAAAGUCCGCUUGCUGUAGUUGAAGAGAAUCACCAUGCACAGUGGCAUUCAAUUGUCUGGGUGGUGGAGCUAAUUUGAUGACGCUAGAUGUGAGCCCUUGUAUUUGUCCCUGUAUUUUUGGACUGCAAAGAUGGUGUUUAAAAGUUAGUAUUUUAAAUUUCUUGCUCUUAGUUUGUGGAAUCUGGUCCGACUUCUGACUACUUCAUUUGCUUCGCCUUCCUCUUCCAUUUGUAGUUCGACUAUAUGAAAAAGAAAUAUUUUACAUAGAUUACUUGGAA
This is a messenger RNA of Neltuma alba, 1147 nucleotides long. Its product is annotated as ras-related protein RABE1c. NCBI's taxonomy places the organism in Eukaryota, Viridiplantae, Streptophyta, Magnoliopsida, Fabales, Fabaceae. Bases 245 to 892 code for a protein of 215 amino acids. Gene Ontology annotation, molecular function: GTPase activity; GTP binding. The record is from RefSeq and is a predicted model, not a curated record. The transcript has 8 exons.